Molecule: messenger RNA, 609 nt
Organism: Sycon ciliatum
Lineage: Eukaryota; Metazoa; Porifera; Calcarea; Leucosolenida; Sycettidae
Product: collagen, type I, alpha 1b-like
Exons: 1
Coding region: 1-609 (202 amino acids)
Biological process (GO): extracellular matrix organization
Molecular function (GO): extracellular matrix structural constituent conferring tensile strength
Source: RefSeq, a predicted model, not a curated record
AUGUGGCUAUCAACGGGCUUGGUGCAAGGCUCUCCUUCACGGAAGACACUUGUGAACAGCAGACAUAUUUCGCCUACAUCGAGAUCAAGUGUUCCUGCUACAACUCCAGGCGAUAUCGACCGGCAGCAGACCUACCUACUAAUGGAUGAUAAGUCAGUGCAAUUCGUCCCGGACAAACUGGACGAAGCCUGGGAUUGUAUAUGUCGACCGCCUCGAAAGAUGGCUGCGACGCGGACCGAGCCUACGGCAAGGACAAGAGGCCACAGAAAGCGAGUUCGCAGAAGUGACGACGAUUCCAAGUCGUGGUCUGAUUCAGGAAGCUCCAGUGACGAUUCCAGUAGCGACGGUGGUUGUCCGCCCGCAAUCAGCCAGCCUGCUGUGCAGCAUAUCACAUAUCAAGGCCGCCCCGGACCUCCAGGUUUACCGGGGCUCUCCGGUGCAAAGGGGAAUACUGGACCUAAAGGCGAUAUGGGCAUGAGAGGCGAGACGGGUCCUAUAGGCGACACUGGACCUGUUGGACCAGUGGGCCCAGUGGGUCCUAUGGGUGAGAAGGGCGAGAAAGGAGAACAAGGACAAAAGGGUGAUGCAGGUGUUCCCGGUGGAUUCUGA